ACGAGGAAUUAAAACUUCUUACACUGUUUCACUAUGGGUCGAAAAGUGACUUUAGCGACUUGCUCUUUAAAUCAAUGGGCUCUAGAUUUUGACGGGAAUCUAUCAAGGAUACUGAGAAGUAUUGAGGAGGCUAAGUCCAAAGGAGCCAAGUACAGACUGGGACCAGAAUUAGAAAUUUGUGGAUAUGGCUGUGCUGAUCAUUUCUAUGAGUCAGACACCCUUCUUCAUUGCUUUCAAGUCCUAAAAGAGCUUUUAGAGUCACCUGUGACUGAGGACAUCAUCUGUGAUGUUGGCAUGCCUGUUAUGCAUCACAAUGUUCGCUACAACUGCAGGGUCAUUUUUCUGAACAAGAAGAUAUUAUUAAUUCGGCCUAAAAUGCUUCUGGCAAAUAAUGGCAACAACAGGGAAUUUCGCUGGUUUUCAGCUUGGAGUCAGCCCAGGCAUGUAGAGGAGUACUUUUUGCCUCGGAUCAUACAGGAUGUGACCGGGCAGACGACAGUGCCAUUUGGUGACGGGGUCCUCUCCACUAAAGACACCUGCCUUGGAAGUGAGAUGUGUGCUGAGCUGUGGAGCCCCAGGAGCUCUCACAUUGACAUGGGUUUGGAUGGAAUAGAGAUCUUUACCAACUCCUCAGCUAGCUACCAUGAGUUGCGUAAAGCUGACCACAGAGUCAACCUGGUCAAAUCAGCCACCACUAAGAGUGGGGGGAUCUAUCUCUUUGCCAAUCAGAAGGGUUGUGAUGGAGACCGUCUGUACUAUGAUGGUUGUGCUAUGAUAGCCAUUAAUGGAGACAUUGUUGCCCAGGGAACACAGUUCUCCCUUGAAGAUGUGGAGGUUAUCACAGCCACUCUUGAUCUGGAGGAUGUGCGUAGUUAUCGUGGAGAGCAAUGUCACCCACACAUGCAUUAUGAUCACAAAUCUUUUCAAAGGAUCAAGGUGGACUUUUCCCUCUCAGACUGUGAGGACGUCUCCCUGCCCCCCCACCAGCCAAUAGAAUGGCAGUUCCACACACCAGAAGAAGAGAUCAGUCUAGGUCCCGCAUGCUGGUUAUGGGACUACUUGAGAAGGAGUGGUCAAGCUGGUUUUCUCCUUCCCCUCAGUGGUGGAGUGGAUAGCUCCUCCACAGCCUGUAUUGUGUACUCCAUGUGUGUGCAGGUCUGCAAGGCCAUCAGAGAUGGAAACUCUCAGGUUCUGGAGGAUGUUCAGAGGGUGGUGAGCGAUGUGACGUACAGACCUGAGGACCCACGGGAGCUGUGUGGACGCCUCUUCACCACAUGCUACAUGGCCAGUGAGAACUCCUCUGAGGACACACGUAACCGAGCCAAAGAACUGGCCACCCAGAUCGGCAGCAAUCACCUGAAUAUCAACAUUGACCUGGCAGUGAAAGGCAUGUUGAGUAUCUUUUCCAUGGUGACUGGAAAGAUGCCCCAGUUCCGUGCCAGUGGGGGAAGCAGCAGGGAGAACCUGGCCCUACAAAACAUCCAGGCACGUAUCAGGAUGGUCCUGGCCUACCUCUUUGCCCAACUUUGCUUAUGGGCUCAGGGUAAACCAGGAGGCCUGCUGGUUCUUGGCUCUGCCAAUGUAGAUGAGAGUUUGACUGGAUACUUCACUAAGUAUGACUGCUCCAGUGCUGACAUUAACCCUAUCGGAGGAGUCAGUAAGAUGGAUCUGAAGAGCUUCUUGCAGUACUGUAUAGACCAUUUCCAGCUCAGUGCUCUGAAGAGUAUCAUGGCAGCUCCUCCCACUGCAGAGCUAGAGCCCCUGACAGACGGACAGGUGUCCCAGACUGAUGAGUCCGAUAUGGGGAUGACCUACUCGGAGCUGUCUGUGAUUGGCAGGCUCAGGAAGAUCUCCAAGUGUGGCCCGUACAGCAUGUUCUGCAAACUCAUUCACAUGUGGAGGGAGACAUGCUCACCCUCACAGGUUGCUAUGAAAGUGAAGCACUUCUUCAGGAUGUAUUCAGUCAACAGACACAAAAUGACAACAGUGACACCUUCUUACCAUGCUGAGAGCUACGGCCCUGAUGAUAACCGCUUUGACCUCCGACCUUUCCUCUACAACACACUGUGGUCCUGGCAGUUCCGUUGCAUUGAUAAUCAGCUGCCUGCCAUGGAAUCUGACCAGAGUUAAUGGUCUCACUGAGAAAAGUUGUGCCAAGGAUUCUGCUCUGUGGAUACAGUAACAGCUCAGAGUGUUCCUGAAUGUUCUCUUAAUACUCUAAUUAUGCUCAUAU
Chanos chanos (milkfish) is the source of this 2233-nucleotide messenger RNA. RefSeq names its product NAD synthetase 1 (gene nadsyn1). Gene Ontology annotation, cellular component: cytoplasm. Gene Ontology annotation, biological process: NAD+ biosynthetic process. Bases 34 to 2130 code for a protein of 698 amino acids. Lineage: Eukaryota; Metazoa; Chordata; Actinopteri; Gonorynchiformes; Chanidae. The record is from RefSeq and is a predicted model, not a curated record. Gene Ontology annotation, molecular function: NAD+ synthase (glutamine-hydrolyzing) activity; glutaminase activity; ATP binding. The transcript is spliced from 21 exons.